UUGUUUUCCAAUAAAGAUGUAAAAGAGAAAGUGUAUUUUGAAAAUGACCACUACUUGGUAAUUGCAGACUACAAGUGGGACCAGAUGUCAGUAGAUCAGAUGUAUUUACUAAUGAUAUUUAAAGAUUGCACCUUGAGAUCAAUACGAAACCUGAAUGGGUCGCAUGUGGGCUUGCUGAAAAAUGCAAGAGAGAAUAUCUAUGUCCUUUGUGAUCAGUUAGGAGUUCACAGAGAACACCUGUGUCUGUAUUUUCACUACAGGCCCUCAUAUUUCAGACUGCACAUUCAUAUAGUUAAUAUUAGAAAAUCUAUCGCUAGGCUUGGUAGUUUUUCAAGACAUGUUCUUCUUGAUGAUGUUAUCAGGGAUCUAGAAAUGGACCCCCGGUACUUUGAGUACAACUGCUACUAUGUUACGCAAUGUGAUUGCUAA
Messenger RNA from Vittaforma corneae ATCC 50505, 429 nucleotides. RefSeq lists its product as uncharacterized. The transcript has a single exon. The record is from RefSeq and is a predicted model, not a curated record. Gene Ontology annotation, biological process: deadenylation-dependent decapping of nuclear-transcribed mRNA. Gene Ontology annotation, cellular component: nucleus; P-body. Gene Ontology annotation, molecular function: hydrolase activity; RNA 7-methylguanosine cap binding. NCBI's taxonomy places the organism in Eukaryota, Fungi, Microsporidia, Nosematidae.